This is a messenger RNA of Lagopus muta (rock ptarmigan), 2360 nucleotides long. RefSeq names its product src kinase associated phosphoprotein 2 (gene SKAP2). The record is from RefSeq and is a predicted model, not a curated record. Gene Ontology annotation, molecular function: protein binding. Gene Ontology annotation, cellular component: plasma membrane; cytoplasm. The coding region runs from base 113 to 1123 and encodes 336 amino acids. The transcript has 13 exons. NCBI's taxonomy places the organism in Eukaryota, Metazoa, Chordata, Aves, Galliformes, Phasianidae.
UAGGCCGUGCCGUUGCGGCCGCGGGGCGGGGUUGCCGCUUCCUCCCCGGCGGGGCCGAGGCCGAGGCACGGCCCAGGCGAGUCGCCCGCGGGGUGCGCCCGCCGCCCGCAGCAUGCACGGCGCCGCUAUCCCCGAGGACGUCUGCGGCCUCCUGGCAGAUGUCGACACGUUUAUUUCCCAGACCCUAAAAGGAGAAAGUUUGUCCAAGAAAGCAAAGGAGAAAAGGGAUAUUCUUCUUAAGAAGAUAAAAGAUGUUAAGGCAAGUUACCCUCAAGAAUUCCAGGAUAAAGAAUUGGAAGAUGAGGAAGAGUCAGAGAGCUCCUUUUCUUCACCUCCUGACAGUGCCUCAAUAGCAUCUGACCGAUGUGAUAAAGAGGAUGAAGCACAUUCUGAUGGGAAUCAGUUUCCUCCUAUUGCAGCUCAAGAUCUUCAGUUUGUUCUGAAGGCUGGAUAUCUGGAAAAACGCAGAAAAGACCACAGUUUUCUUGGCUUUGAAUGGCAGAAGCGUUGGUGUGCUAUCAGUAAGACGGUUUUCUACUAUUAUGGAAGUGACAAAGACAAACAACAGAAAGGUGAAUUUGCCUUAGAGGGCUACACCAUCAGAAUGAAUAAUAGCCUUCGGAAGGACGCAAAGAAAGAUUGCUGUUUUGAAAUCUCCGCUCCUGAUAAGCGCAUUUAUCAGUUUACAGCUGCCACUCCCAAAGAAGCAGAGGAAUGGGUACAGCAAGUGAAAUUUGUAAUUCAAGAUAUGGAAUCUAAUACUAUUCCUGAGGAAGAGGAGGAAUAUGAUGAUGUUGGACAUGCAAGCAGUGAGCCAAUAGAUGACAGCAUUUAUGAAGAACUUCCAGAAGAAAAUGCUCCUCCAAAGACUGAAAUGCCAAGGAAAUGGAGCCAGGAGAAAGUAGAUGCUGCAUCAGAUGGCAAAAAUACCGAUUAUGCCAAUUUCUAUCAGGGUCUGUGGGACUGCACCGGAGAUGUACCUGAUGAGCUGACAUUUAAGCGUGGUGAUGUUAUCUACAUUCUCAGCAAGGAGUACAAUAGAUUUGGCUGGUGGGUAGGAGAAAUGAAGGGAACCAUUGGCUUGGUGCCUAAAGCCUACAUAAUGGAGAUGUAUGAUAUUUGAGAGGCCUGGGAGAAGUCUGCGCUUGAAAUCAGGAGUGGUGUGCAGCUGCAGUUUACAGACCUGACCUCUGGAAGAUGAAGAUUCUGCCGUAUACAUUUUGUGGUUUCAGUGAAUGUGGUCAGAUUGUAGCCUUGUAUAUGUUAAAUGUUAAAAACAGCAAUUGAUCACAAUCCUGCGGAAAUGUUCUUGGUCCCUUUUUACAGGAUUGUACUGCUAGGAGAUGAAAUAGAUGGUAUUUAACAUAUGGGGCACAAGCAGUCACACAGCGCCUGUUGCUCUUAAGUGUAUUAGCAGCACUCUAUUGCUAUAGGCUUGUGUUCUAACCCACGCAGUUUGGCUCUGUGUUCCCAUUACUCAGAUUGAGAAAAAUGGAGCUGAACUUUGAAAGCAGAAAACUAUUGCUCAGUUCACGCGUACGUUAAUUGCUGGAGUAGUUCACAUUUUUGCGGUUUCUAUGAAAGUCAAAGGAAAUUUCUAUGUAAUAUUAUAAGUCUUAAGGUUGUUCUGCUUCCAAAUGUGUUUUUUUUUUGUUCAUUUACAUUCUUCAAUUUUUUACAUUUCAGCCGAUGAUUUAUUUUUCUUCUAUAUUUAGCAUUGUUAAUAUGAACCAGUUAGGUUACAACCAAAUGAAGACUUGGUUCUUGUGCUGAUGUACGUCAGUCUGUGUGGGGUAGCAUUCUGACUUGCUGAAUUACGAAUUAUUUUGGCAAAAAUAACGCAUUAGAACACUUUCUAGUAAGCCAACGUGAGCUGAAUUGCAGGUGAGAAUGAUUUUGUAGGUGGUGAUGGUGUAAUACUUUCAAAAUCUGACCUUGUAAAGGGCUGCUUGCAAUCUUUAAUGUCGCAUCCAGAACUCUGUAGCUAGGAGCAUCAGCUGAAGCAAACAGAAAGCCCCCUCUAAAAUACUCUCACUUGUGGACAAGGAGUUGGCUACGUCAGAGUUAAUGCUUGUUUGGGAGAUUUGCAUUGCUGUUAGCAUGCAGGAUCCUCUGUUCUGGAUCCUCCCACCCAGUAAUGUCUGAGGGCUGGGAGGGCGGCCUGAGUGCGCUGAGCCUGAGCAGCCCCUGCACUUCUCACAUGCGUGCACUUUGGCAGCCCUGUGUGCGUGUGGUUCGGAGGUAAUGCCGAGCUGAACUCAGGGGUAGUAACCAAUUCAUGGUACUUUCUGGUACACAGGAUCCUAAUAGGAGGCAAACAGGGUGUGGAAUUUUUUAAUUUUUUUUUUCUUUUUUUUUUU